This is a messenger RNA of Oreochromis aureus, 3502 nucleotides long. It is a transcript of the gene gria4b, whose product is annotated as glutamate receptor, ionotropic, AMPA 4b. The transcript has 16 exons. The record is from RefSeq and is a predicted model, not a curated record. Gene Ontology annotation, molecular function: transmitter-gated monoatomic ion channel activity involved in regulation of postsynaptic membrane potential; AMPA glutamate receptor activity. NCBI's taxonomy places the organism in Eukaryota, Metazoa, Chordata, Actinopteri, Cichliformes, Cichlidae. Gene Ontology annotation, cellular component: AMPA glutamate receptor complex; plasma membrane; postsynaptic membrane. Gene Ontology annotation, biological process: modulation of chemical synaptic transmission; synaptic transmission, glutamatergic; monoatomic ion transport. Bases 758 to 3475 code for a protein of 905 amino acids.
UCACAGAAAACAAACCCGGCAAAUGAAUUUGAACUUGCUCAUUAGACUUUUAUUAAUUGCCGCAAUUUGCGCAGCUUAUCUUAAAUUGCGCCCUAAAGGCUGUGUGCAGAGUGACUGAGAGGACACACCGGGGUUUUGAUUAAGUUGAUCUGCCCGUGCGAGACGAUCUAUCCGGGAUGAUAUCCGACAGCGAGGAGCGGGAGAGAAAAACGCUGUCAGACAUCCAUCUUCGCAGCCACUCGCAGCGGUUCUGGAAGUUUUGGUGUUAAAGGAGCUGCGGGGACUUUCUCCGCCGCUCGGUGCUGCUGAGCGGGCUGACUGACUGACUGACGCCCCUCCUGCCUGCCUGCCCGGGUCGGGUAAAAAGGCGCAUGUGUGUUCUUGCUGUGAUGUGAGUUGAGCCGCAUCCAGACGCACUGGCCGCCGCUGGCUGAUGCCCACCCCCUCAACAACACCACCACCACCACCUCCACCCCUCGUCCUCCCUCCCUCCUCUUCUUGGUGGUGUGCGCAAAAUCUCCAGCGCCGGACGGACGGACGCAGUUUGACGGCACAAACCAGCGGCACUGCGGGGGGAAUAUCCAAGAAAAAAAAAGCCACCCAAAGCAGACAUGGAUAUUUAACCGGCAUUUGAUUUCAUCUCCCUUUUUUAAUCUCUUUGUUUUUUGUUUUUGUUUUCCCUUGUGAUGUUGGCUUUGCACCGGGGGUGUUAAUUAAACCUGCUCGAUGUCUUUAAUCAGUUUAUAACCUGAACAAAAUGAGGAUUUCUUCUCGCGAUUUGAUUCUGUUGAUGUUCUCGGGCUUUUGGGGACUGGCAAUGGGUGCUUUCCCGAGCAGCGUUCAGAUCGGCGGUCUGUUCAUCAGAAACACUGAUCAGGAGUACACCGCCUUUCGUUUGGCAAUCUUCCUGCACAACACCAGCCCGAAUGCCUCGGAAGCCCCGUUCAACCUGGUGCCUCACGUGGACAACAUCGAGACGGCCAACAGCUUCGCCGUCACCAACGCCUUCUGCUCCCAGUACUCCCGCGGUGUCUUCGCCAUCUUCGGCCUGUACGACAAGCGUUCGGUCCACACGUUGACGUCCUUCUGCAGCGCGCUGCACAUCUCCCUGAUCACGCCGAGUUUCCCCACCGAGGGCGAGAGCCAGUUCACCCUGCAGCUCCGGCCGUCGAUCCGUGGGGCCCUCCUGUCCCUCCUCGACCACUACGACUGGAACAAGUUCGUCUUCCUGUACGACACAGACCGAGGGUACGCCAUCCUGCAGGCCAUCAUGGAGAAGGCAGGACAAAACAACUGGCAAGUCAGCGCCAUCUGCGUGGAAAACUUCAACGAUGCCAACUACCGGCGACUGCUGGAGGACCUGGACCGGCGACAGGAGAAGAAGUUUGUCAUCGACGUGGAAGCUGAGAGACUGCAGAACAUGAUGGAACAGAUUGUCAGCGUCGGGAAACACGUCAAAGGCUACCAUUACAUCAUGGCCAAUCUGGGUUUUAAAGACAUCAACCUGGAACGCUUUAUGCAUGGCGGCGCAAACGUGACGGGCUUCCAGCUGGUCGACUUCAGCAACCCAAUGGUCAUCAAACUGAUGCAGCGCUGGAAUAAACUGGAUCAGAGGGAGUACCCGGGCUCGGACGCCCCACCCAAGUACACCUCGGCGCUGACAUACGAUGGCGUGAUGGUGAUGGCCGAGGCCUUCAGGAACCUGCGCAGGCAAAAGGUGGACAUUUCAAGACGGGGGAACGCCGGCGACUGCCUCGCUAACCCCGCCGCCCCGUGGAACCAGGGCAUCGAUAUGGAGCGGACUCUAAAACAGGUCCGGCUGCAGGGACUAACAGGUAAUGUCCAGUUUGACCACUAUGGCCGCAGGGUCAACUACACUAUGGACGUGUUUGAACUGAAGAAUAAUGGACCCAGACGGAUCGGCUACUGGAACGACGCAGACAAACUGGUGCUGAUCCAGGACUCUCCGUUGCUUCCAAAUGACACUUCUGGCAUGGAAAAUCGAACCGUUGUAGUCACUACAAUCAUGGAGGGACCCUACGUGAUGCUUAAGAAGAACUGGGAGAUGUAUGAGGGCAACGACCAGUACGAGGGUUACUGCGUGGAUCUGGCUUCAGAGAUCGCCAAACACAUCGGCAUCAAGUACAAGAUCUCCAUCGUCCCCGACGGAAAGUACGGCGCCAGGGACCCAGAGACGAAGAUCUGGAACGGCAUGGUCGGGGAGCUGGUGUACGGGAAAGCGGAAAUCGCUGUGGCCCCUUUGACUAUCACGUUGGUCCGGGAGGAGGUGAUUGAUUUCUCCAAGCCCUUCAUGUCGCUGGGCAUUUCCAUCAUGAUCAAAAAGCCCCAAAAAUCGAAACCAGGGGUGUUCUCCUUCCUGGACCCGUUGGCCUACGAGAUCUGGAUGUGCAUCGUGUUUGCCUAUAUCGGCGUGAGCGUGGUGCUCUUCCUGGUCAGCCGCUUCAGCCCGUACGAAUGGCACACCGAGGAGCCCGAAGAGGGCACCGACGGUCCGCCAAGCGACCAGCCCCCCAAUGAAUUUGGCAUCUUCAACUCCCUCUGGUUCUCCCUGGGCGCCUUCAUGCAGCAGGGCUGUGACAUCUCCCCCAGAUCGUUAUCGGGACGAAUCGUAGGAGGAGUGUGGUGGUUCUUCACUCUCAUCAUCAUCUCGUCCUACACGGCCAACCUGGCCGCCUUUCUCACUGUGGAGAGGAUGGUUUCUCCCAUUGAGAGUGCAGAGGAUCUGGCCAAACAGACCGACAUUGCCUAUGGCACAUUAGACUCUGGCUCAACCAAAGAGUUCUUCAGGCGGUCCAAAAUUGCUGUCUAUGAGAAGAUGUGGGGAUACAUGAAGUCGGCUGAGCCCACAGUCUUCACCAAGACCACGGCCGAGGGUGUGGCGCGGGUCCGCAAGUCCAAAGGAAAAUACGCCUUCCUGUUGGAGUCCACUAUGAAUGAGUACACAGAGCAGCGCAAGCCCUGCGACACAAUGAAAGUCGGGGGCAACUUGGACUCCAAGGGCUAUGGAGUAGCCACACCCAAGGGUUCACAGUUAAGAACGCCCGUAAACCUUGCCGUAUUGAAACUGAGUGAAGCAGGAGUCUUAGACAAACUGAAAAACAAAUGGUGGUACGAUAAAGGGGAGUGUGGACCCAAGGACUCUGGAAGUAAGGACAAGUCCUCCCAGGCCCUCAGCCUGAGCAACGUGGCGGGGGUCUUCUACAUCCUCGUCGGGGGCCUGGGCCUGGCCAUGCUGGUGGCCCUCAUCGAAUUCUGCUACAAGUCACGCAACGAGGCCAAAAGAAUGAAGCUAACAUUUACAGAAGCUAUGAGGAACAAGGCCCGUCUGUCCAUCACCGGCAGCGUUGGGGAGAACGGACGGGUGCUGACGCCCGACUGUCCCAAGGCGGUCCACGCCGGGCCUCCCAUCCGCCAGAGCUCCGGCCUCGCCCUGGUCUCCUCUGAGCUCCCGUGAAAACCAAAAACCUCUCAAGUGCCUUAU